Daucus carota subsp. sativus is the source of this 678-nucleotide messenger RNA. RefSeq names its product large ribosomal subunit protein eL42. Gene Ontology annotation, biological process: translation. The transcript is spliced from 4 exons. Lineage: Eukaryota; Viridiplantae; Streptophyta; Magnoliopsida; Apiales; Apiaceae. Gene Ontology annotation, cellular component: cytosolic large ribosomal subunit; ribosome. Gene Ontology annotation, molecular function: structural constituent of ribosome. The record is from RefSeq and is a predicted model, not a curated record. Bases 137 to 454 code for a protein of 105 amino acids.
AUGUAGUCUCUGGACCACUCUAAAUCACACAGCCCACUAAAACCCUAGCCCUGGCUCAUAUUUACUUCUGCUAGCUUAUACAAUUUGAACAUUUGAUUUGCACUCGAUUCGGCAGCGAAGAAUCAAGCUAUUAGCCAUGGUUAACGUACCAAAGACUAAGAAGACUUACUGCAAGUCCAAGGAGUGUCGUAAGCACACCCUUCACAAGGUCACACAAUAUAAGAAGGGUAAAGAUUCUUUGGCUGCCCAGGGAAAGCGCCGUUACGAUCGUAAACAGUCUGGUUAUGGUGGUCAGACAAAGCCUGUUUUCCACAAAAAGGCCAAGACUACCAAAAAGAUUGUGUUGAGGCUCCAAUGUCAAGGCUGUAAGCAUGUAUCCCAGCACCCAAUCAAGAGAUGCAAGCAUUUUGAAAUUGGUGGAGACAAGAAGGGAAAGGGUACUUCUCUCUUCUAGAAGGUUGCGGCGAUUGCAAGUUUGUACUCGGAUGCUGCCAUAGUGCCAUGUCUUUAGGCAGACUACUUUUUGUUUUGAUUUUAGCUAUUGUUACUUCUCUAUGAGUGUAAGAUGGUAAACUGUUGGCUUGGACACCUUAAUAGAUGCUGAUUUGUUAUUAUGAGCUGGAUUAUGAAGUUUUACUUUGCAAGCCAUUUCAUUUUCAUUGUUAGUUUGCAGUCUAA